Cantharellus anzutake is the source of this 1365-nucleotide messenger RNA. RefSeq lists its product as uncharacterized. The record is from RefSeq and is a predicted model, not a curated record. Bases 1 to 1365 code for a protein of 454 amino acids. The transcript is spliced from 4 exons. Lineage: Eukaryota; Fungi; Basidiomycota; Agaricomycetes; Cantharellales; Hydnaceae.
AUGGCUGCAGCACAAGAUUUCCCGUGCAUGCAUCAUGAGCCCGUUGUUGCAGAGUCAUUGCCUGUAAUCGCUCAGAACUCAGAGACUGGAUGCACCGUUUUCAAGCCUGAAUCAACGGAGGCAGCGAUGAUAGCUCGCAUUGCGCCGAAGUCUUUCACUGGACUUGAAAUCUGUUUUCUUGUUAACUUCUUAACCGCUCAAGAGAAGCCCAUUGUCCAUGCCGAAGUCACUGAAGUCAUACACCUGCCAGAAGGCUGUGAACGCCAUGAUGACAAGAGACUUCGCAGCGGCUCCCUUGUGUUGCAAGAGUUAGAUGGUGAAGAGUCAAUAAUCCGAGAACCCGUUAAGCUUUCUGAAGGUUAUGAGGAACCAGACAACGAGGCAAAUUAUACGUCCUACGCCACUAAGCCUAGACACCUGACUCCGCCCAAGCCCUGGGAGCUCAAGGGUGAGAAGCUAGCUGAGUAUUGGCAGGAGAAAUACGAGUGCAUGCAUGCCAGAGCCGAGAAUCCAGACCUGAGGUUCCAUCCAAGCCAAGACAAACAUGAAUUCGAGAAGUUCAUCGAUGAGGACACCCAAUUUUGGAAUUCCCGCCAUGCCACUCAGCUUAAGGAAGAUGGUGACCUGAAUACUUUCCCCCCUGACCUGUUUUGUUGGCUAUCCUGGGGCAGGAAGGGCUCUUAUAUUCUUCAAAAUUCUUAUUACACGCGAAGUGAUCCUGAGCAUAAGUUAGAAGUCAGUGCUCCAUGGGCUACAGCAACCCUAAUGCACCACACACACGUCACUGUAGGAGUCGAGGAUGCUAUCGACGCUGCCCACCAGAACCCAGCUGCGAAAGACUUCAAGAAGGCAGACGCGCCUUCCGACUAUCCCUCAUCCGUCAGCAAGAGACAGAUAUUAGACCAGUCCAUGGCGCUAGUAGACAACAAGACAGCACCUAGAAGAAUGGCGUUGCCAUUCCUAGGGUCAACUCCCGUGGUGCCACCCAUCCAGAAGGCUGCACCACCCGCCGAUAGUCUCACUAGGCCUGUAGCCAUAGUAUCAGUGCCUAAGACUUCACUUGUAAGGCAUUUUACGGAGAAGGUCAUCAAGACCAAUGAGUGGACCCAUCGGGUUAGGGACAUAGACAAAGACUUUGUCAAGAAGUUUGUUGGCGCUACAUGCAAAUUCCAACCACCCACUGUGAUCCCCAGAGACCCCAAGGACGCACCCUCUGACGUCAAGCCAGUACUUAAGUCUCCCAGCCCCAUGGAUGAACACCCUAAGGCAGAGCGAGAUGUUAAAGGGCAAGCACGGGCCCAUACUGAAGAAGAUCCUGCCUCGACAAAGACCUCAGUGUCACAUAGGAGUUCUUGUCAGGAAUGA